CCACCUCCCCAAGCAUGCCGUCAAAGCGCAAAUCCGUCGCUCGCACAGGCGGCACCGCGCCAGCACCUAAGGCGGGCACGCCAGGUGCCGUCGCCGCCGCGCCCGGUGCAGAGCCGGCGCCGGGCGCGCCUACCGAGCCGGCAUCGCCGGCGCUGGCGCCGCGGCCCUCGCUGAGCCUGCUCGGCUACCUGCUCGCCUUCUUCGUCGCGCUCUCUGCGCUCACGCUGAGCCUGCACUACUCGCUGCCGAAGCCGCAGGCCGAGGCGCCGGGCCGCUUCGCCGAGGCAAACGCCAUGGAGACGAUGCGCGUGCUCGCAUACGACUUCGGCUACCGCAUCGUCGGCACGAAGGAGCACGUCGACGCCGAGGAGUGGCUCGAGAAGAAGCUGCGCGCCUACGAGGGCGUUCACAAGACGCAGUGGGGCGACGUGCAGGUGGAAGUGUGGACGCAGAUUGGAGACGGUGCGCACCGCUUCGACUUCAUGUCCGCCUCCGUGUUCAAGAAGUACUACUCGAUGUCCAACCUGAUUGUGCGUGUCUCGCCGGCCGAUAACCCGGCAGCCAAGGAGAACGCGCUGCUCGUCAACUCGCACCUCGACUCGACGCUGCCGUCGCCGGGCGCAGCAGACGACGGGCUGGGCGUCGGCAUCAUGCUCGAGCUGCUGCGGCUGUACACGUCGCAGGAGACACCGACAGUCGGGCCGCUGCGUCAUGCGCUUGUGCUGCUCUUCAACAACGGCGAAGAGUCGCUGCAAGACGCGUCGCAUCUGUACAUCACGCAGCACGAGCCUACGCGUGGCUCGAUCCGCGGCGUCGUCAACCUCGAGGCGUGCGGCGUGUCUGGCCCGGAGCUGCUCUUCCAAGCCUCGUCCGAGGAGCUGUUGCGCGGCUACGCGCAGGCACGCCGGCCGUUCGGCACCGUGCUGGCCAACGAUGUCUUCGGAUCGGGCAUCAUCCUCAGCGACACUGACGCGCGCGUGUUCGAGGAGUACGGCCACGUCGAGAUGCUCGACAUGGCCGUCGUCGGCAGCAGCUACCUCUACCACACGCGGCGUGACAUUCCAGCACACGUGCAGCCGGGCGUGGCACAGCACUUCGGCGACAAUGUGCUCGACAUUGUGUCCUACCUCACCGCCUCGCCCGAGUCGAAGCUGGCGCAUACGAAGCCCUUCCCGCGCCGCAAGCCGCCGAUCUACUUCUCCAUCUUCGGCCGCUUCUUCGUGCACAUCAGCAACAAAUCGUGGAAGGCGCUCAGCAUGGGCUUCUCGGCAUACGCCAACUUCCUGAUGUCGUCCACGGUGCGCGCUGACCGGCACUUCAACGCGCUCGGCACGUCGACGGCGGCGAUGCUCGGCAUGAUCCUCUCACUCGUUGUCUCGCUCGUCAGCGCCAACGCCGUCGCCCUGCUGAUGACGCGCGGCCUCAACUCGGGCAUGAGCUGGUACUCGCACGAAGCGCUGCCGAUUGCACUGUACGCCCCGCCGGCGAUCGCCGGCUCCUUCGCAGUGCAGCUGGCGCUCCGCUCGUGCUUCCGCGACGCCAAUGCGAAGGCGUACCUCGAGCGCGCUACCAUCACCGCGAUGUUCUCCAUCUACACGCUCGGCCUUAUGAUCCUCAACGCAUUUGGCAUCGGCUCGGCCUACCUUCUGGCGCUGGGCUCGAUCACCUCGCUCCUCGCCGCGACUGCCAACGACUUCAUUCUGCAGAGCUUCGGCCGCAUCGAGCUCAAGCACUAUCCGGCGAACCGGCGAGUCGAGCCGGCCACCUACUUCCUCCUGGCGGUUGUGCCUGCGAUCUUCGGCAGCGAGGGCACGGUGGCUUUCCUGGACCUGUUCGUCCCGCUGACAGGCCGCACCGGCGAAAUCUCGCCGUCGGACCACAUCAUUGCGACCAUCGUCGCGGCACUCGCCUUCAUGGCGCUGCCGAUGCUGCUGCCACUCUCGCACCGCUACGGCACUGCGUUCCUCGUGCGCGCCAUUGUUGGCCUCCUGGCCAUCUCCGCUCUCAUGGUCGCCAUCUUCGCGUCGCCCGCCAUGACGCCCUUCUCGCCGAUGGCGCCCAAGCGUCUCUUCGCUCACCAGGUCGAGAACAUCACGGACGGCGCCUGGACAAUGCACAUGGGCCACGCCGACGCUGCGCCGAACUUUGCUGCGCUCGUCGAGGACGUCCGCGCGCACAUUGCGCCCAACCACGCCGUGGCCGAGCUCGAGAUCAUGGAUGAGAACAACAGCGCAUACGACAUUCUCUACCCCGUCUCGGCGUUCAUCACGCCCUACAAGUUCGACAUUGACACGCCCGCGGUGCCGUCGCUUUGGGCGCCCAAGGGAGCCAAGAGCAGCCGCUUCUUCAUCACGGCCAAGGACGAGACGCUGGACCUGGCAGCCGGCACACGCCGCGUCACUAUCGAGGUGACCAAGCCGGGCUUGAUCUGGAGCGUCAUGGCCUUCGACGCCGACAUUCUCGAGUGGGACCUGCCGAACGUGCUGCCGCCCACGGGCGGGCGACAACGCCACCACGUCAAGGAGGUGGGCCGCGCUGGCGUCGACAGCUGGUCGCUCACCAUGCUGCUGCGUCUCUCGCCCGAGGAGCUCGCCGCUGCGCGUGCCCGAGGCCAAGAUCGCCGCCCGUACACGCACCUCGUCACGUCCGCAAAGGGAGCACCGUCAGCGCAGCCGCGCGAUCCCUCGCGCCUGUGGAUCGACUUCUCGGCGCUCGACGCUCAGGGCAUGUGGCCGAGCAGCCGGCACCUGGCGAGCUCGCGCGCGUCGCUGGGCAUGUUCGAGAAGAUGAACGCAUUCCUGCUCGACCAGCACCCCGAGGUUGACAGCAUGCUGCUCAGUGUCGUCGCCGGUGUGGCCGAGGCAUGAUCCGCCUCGGUCGGGAAAACUAGAAUGCCACGAUAGAGAGCCGCCUCGUUCACUGGAUGCCUGGUGCGCAAGGACACAUGCAUGUACACUCUGCUCAACUGCACAAUCUAUUCCCCACCGUCCACGCGCUGCUGCAGCCAGCGCUCUGCUGUCGCUGCGUUGCUCGCCUCGCCCGGCCGCAAGCCAGAGAGGCUCAGGUGCCGCGUGAGCGCCUCGAGGCGGGCCACAG
This is a messenger RNA of Tilletiopsis washingtonensis, 3096 nucleotides long. RefSeq lists its product as hypothetical. Lineage: Eukaryota; Fungi; Basidiomycota; Exobasidiomycetes; Entylomatales. The record is from RefSeq and is a predicted model, not a curated record. Gene Ontology annotation, molecular function: metalloexopeptidase activity. Gene Ontology annotation, biological process: proteolysis. The transcript has 13 exons. Bases 15 to 2867 code for a protein of 950 amino acids.